AUGGCAGUCUCUCCUUUCGCUUUGCGUGUGAAUGCAUCCACCAACCGGCACUCCGUUUCUCCCUCAAGUGAUCACCUGAAAAAGUCCAUUUCCCCAGCUCUGAAGCCUAUUUGGAAGGAGUUGCAGCAACAACUGCCGUUGAAGAAGAUCGACGUAUCCAACACAGUCAAGAAAGCUUCAGGGAUUGUGUUGGAUGUCUUGGUGGAUGGCUUGUACCGGUUUGUGGAUCAACCUUAUCUGCCUUCUCAGAAGAACUUUGCACCGGUUCAAGAAAUUGGAGAAGCUGUUGAAGUUGCUUGCUUGGAAGGAGACUUACCAGCUGACUUCCCCGAAGGUGUAUUUGUCAGAAAUGGUCCAAAUCCCCAAUUUGGAUGUCUACAAUCCAUAGUGUCGCCGUUUGGAGCAGCGAGUGAAACUUGGGCAGAAGGAGAGGGAAUGCUUCAUGCAUUGUUCUUCAAAAAAACUCGCAAUUCAGAUUGGAGCAUCUCCUACAAGAACAAGUACAUCGAGACCGAGACAUUCAAGAUUGAAAAGCAAAGAAACAAACCCUCCUUCAUCCCUGCCAUUGAAGGAGAUUCAUUAGCUGUUUUAGCUGCAAUUUUUCUGAAUCAGAUUAGACUCAGGGCUGUAAACAAGCUUGUGUGCAACACAAAUGUGUUCGAGCACUCGGGGAAGCUAUAUGCGAUAGCAGAGAAUUACUUGCCUCAUGAGAUCGAUUCACAAUCCUUAGAAACACUCGGUGUUUGGAACUGCAAUGAAGAUUGGGGUCAACCUUGCACUAGCCAUCCAAAGAAAGCUCCUAGGAGUGGUGAACUUGUACUGAUGGGGAUUGAUGUCAAGAAACCUUUCCUUGUGGUAGGAGUGAUAUCUGUUGAUGGAAAGGAGCUUCUUCAUAAGAUGGAUGUCCAAUUACGCAAGUGUGUCCUUAGCCAUGAGAUGGGGGUCACAGAAAGGUACAAUAUCAUAGUUGAUCAUCCUCUUUCGAUGGACGUGUCAAGACUAGCCAAGGGAGGCCAAUUGUUGUAUUAUGAUAAACAAGGAACAACGAGGUUUGGAGUAAUGCCGCGAUACGGCGAUGCCAAUUCUAUCCGGUGGUUCGACGUAGAAACAUGCUGCACAUUUCACCUCCUCAACACAUUUGAGGAUGGAGAUGAGGUUGUGGUAAGGGGUUGUAGGGCCAUGGCAGCCAUAUUGCCAGGUCCAGAUUGGGGUGUGAACAAGUUUGAUUGGUUCUCAAGGGGUUUCAAAUUACCUCCCAAAAAGAGGGAAAAUGACAAUGAAGAAGAAGGUUUUCUUUUUGCUUGUGUGUACGAGUGGAGAUUGAACAUGGAGACUGGAGAAGUCAAGGAGAGAAAUCUCAGUGGCACUCACUCCUCCAUGGAUUUUCCAUUUGUCAAUGGGAAUUUCACAGGAUUGAAGAACAAAUUCGGCUUCACCCAAGUCGUCGAUUCAGUGGCAAGUUCUAGCAGCGGGCUAGCUAAGUACGGAAGUCUGGCCAAAUUAUACUUUGAUGAACCACAGGAGGGAGAAUAUGAACAGGCAGUAAAGGUUGAAUAUCACAAGUUCGAGGAGAGCAACUAUUGUAGCGGAAGUGUGUUCGUCGCUAAAAGUGGUAAUGCCGAAGGAGAAGGUGAAGAUGAUGGUUGGAUUGUCACUUUUGUUCACAAUGAAGUGUCUGAUGAGACUCAAGUUCACGUAAUUGAUACGAAGAAUUUUGAAGGGGAGCCAAUCGCGAAAAUUGCAUUACCUCAAAGAGUGACCUAUGGAUUUCAUGGCACCUUUGCGCCCAUGACAACUCAUAAAUCUAUCCACAGGAGCAGAAAAAUAUAG
Rhodamnia argentea is the source of this 1830-nucleotide messenger RNA. Its product is annotated as carotenoid 9,10(9',10')-cleavage dioxygenase 1-like. Gene Ontology annotation, cellular component: chloroplast stroma. The record is from RefSeq and is a predicted model, not a curated record. The transcript is spliced from 13 exons. Gene Ontology annotation, biological process: carotene catabolic process. Bases 1 to 1830 code for a protein of 609 amino acids. NCBI's taxonomy places the organism in Eukaryota, Viridiplantae, Streptophyta, Magnoliopsida, Myrtales, Myrtaceae. Gene Ontology annotation, molecular function: carotenoid dioxygenase activity.